AUGGCCUCCCGUAGCGCGGGCACACUACUGACCGAAUUCAAUGCCGCCUUCGUGCCCCCCGCCCUCAUGCCCGGGUAUAAAGGCCAUGUCCCCGGUGUGGCUUCCUCCUUCGGCUCCCCAUAUGGCAACACCACCUUCAAGUACUUCCAGGACCUCCGCAAUACAGCCUUGGAGAAGAGCUAUGCACUCCUCAGUGGAGGCCGCUUUCCCACCAUCUUCUCCCCUAACCCCUCCCUGGUGCUGGAUAGCCAAGUGCAGAACUGGGAUCGCUGGCUGCAUCUGCCCAUCUACACGCGGUUCAACCUGGACAAAGGGCGCAACUCUGAGAUCACUAACUUCUACCAGACAGUACAACAGCAGCGGCAGCACUACAAGGACAAGACUGGCACGGUGCCCCGUGUUCCCUACUUCGUGCUGCCUGUGAAGGAGCAGAGCCGGUACCCGCUACCCACCGACUUGCCUCCUCUGAGCCCGAAGAGUAAGUGGCACCUUCUCAGAGUGUCCCCCGACUACCUGAAGCCCUACCAGACCUUCCCAUCAGGGAAGAGAGUCUCCUCACAAGAGCGGCAACGGAGGGACCUUUACUUCGAGUUCAGAGCCUGA
This is a messenger RNA of Chionomys nivalis (European snow vole), 603 nucleotides long. It is a transcript of the gene Cimip2c, whose product is annotated as ciliary microtubule inner protein 2C. Bases 1 to 603 code for a protein of 200 amino acids. NCBI's taxonomy places the organism in Eukaryota, Metazoa, Chordata, Mammalia, Rodentia, Cricetidae. The transcript has 4 exons. The record is from RefSeq and is a predicted model, not a curated record.